Molecule: messenger RNA, 1338 nt
Organism: Lolium rigidum
Lineage: Eukaryota; Viridiplantae; Streptophyta; Magnoliopsida; Poales; Poaceae
Exons: 2
Coding region: 277-915 (212 amino acids)
Source: RefSeq, a predicted model, not a curated record
CCCACGAUCUUCUCGAUUGCCACCUCCUCUCUGCUCUUUCUACUCUCUAGCCGGUAUCCCGUGGGGAGCUCCUCCCUAGGUGAGGUGAAGCGUCAGCAGCGGCGCCCACACGAUGAGGUCGAGGACAGCGCACCGGCGACCAAGGCGCAGUAGCGGAGGAGACCGACGCGGUGUUGUGUUGUGCUGCUGACGGCGGUGACGUUUUGUUCGCGGAGCGGAAGGAGAACGAUAGGGUCGCGUGGAGCUUCGCGUGGCCGAGCCCGCGGCCAGGUCGGCAUGCGAGGCUCGGAGCACACAGGGCCGGCCGGAGUCGAGCCGCUUGAGCGAGGUCACGCGACCGUGGCGGCGGGCUGCGGGGCGACGCCUGCAAGCCAUGCUACAGGUCAUUCCUCACGGAGAUCUUCAGGCGUGGCUGGCUCCACCGAUUCGACUCCUCACGCACCCCCUCGCCUCUCCGCUCUCCGACCACCGCGUCGCCUUCGCUGUCGCACAGGGGUUUCCCGGCAAGCGAACGUCAGCGUGUCCGUGGAUCGGCGCCGGUGGUGGAGCCAACAUCUUCGCUUCUCCGGGGCCGGCUAUCGCCAACAAAAGUUCUCCGACGUCUCCGGCGUUCGACUUAUGGGCCUCGCGGACUUCAGCGCCGCCAGCGCGCAAGUCCGGCGGCAGCAGCAAGAAAAGGCCGCGGCGGCAUCACAUCACCGUGAGCGCGCCCCGCAGGAGCCUGCGGCAGUGGGAUCUGCCGCACCAGGCCAGUUAGUCAACGCGGAAGAUUGGUAUGCCUUGGUCACCGGCGAGACCUCCCGCUCCUCCAUGCUCUGCCUGUCCCGGUCGUCGGCCAGGCUGUGCUGCAGCCUGCAAGUUCUUCACCUUGCCAACAAAGGCGAGCAAGCAGGAAGCCAGGACGGCCUCCAGUGACUAAUCCCGCUCGACUUGGUCCUGCAGGUCGCCGGCCAGGGCCCGCUGCGGCAAAUCAUCCGUCAGGUGAGAAGGGGAGCAAGCAGCAAUUUAAUCCUUAGGUUUUCUGUUGUUCAUUGUUUCAUUUCCUUUCUUACUCAGGGUUCGUGCUCACCGAGUAGAUAUUUUAGAGCCAAAGAAAUUGUAGCGCUCCUCACUUAUUUUUGGUAUGGGAGUGUCCUUCACAUUUAUAUUUGUGUAACUUGAUAAUUUCUUAGCUUCUUGAUUGGUCAUCGGAUACUUAUAGAGGGGAACACAGUUAUGUGAAGUUUAUUAUCUUAACGUUGUAAUUAACACAAUUAUUAGACUACUUUUCAGUUCUCCAUACAUGAACAUUUUGAUCAAUGUAACCUACCUAUGUCUUAAUUUCUUGAUCAUUGAUUA